CCGCGGGAGAGGAGUGAUGAGGCGGCUGAGCGGGAGCUGCAAUGCGGGGGAGGAGGCGGCGGUGGCCGGAGAGUGGGGUGGCGGCGGUGGUGGAGGUGGUGGCAAUGCGGGGAGGGCGAGGGGGGUGAACGCCGGGAUCAUGGACGAGAAGGUGCUGGUGCUGGUGUUCCGGGCGAUCAACUGGGACCCGCAGGCGCUGUGCGCGGUGGCGAGGGUGAGCCGGCGGCUGAGGGCGGUGGCAGAGCGGGUGCUGUGGCGGGAGCUCUGCGCGUCGAGGGCGCCGAGGGUGGUGGCGGCGCUGUCGGGGCCCACCGCGGCGGUGGCGGCGGCGGCGGGGCGCAUCGGGGGAGGGUGGCCGGCGCUGGCGAAGCUGCUCUUCUUCUGCUGCGGCGCGGCGGGGGCGGCGGCUGUGCCGGUGCCGGGGCACUUCGCGCCCGUGUCCCGCUUCUCCAAGACGUCCGGCCGGAGCUUCCUGUCGCGGCGGUGCGCGGGGGACCUGCUGUACGUGUCCGACCCGUGCGAGCACGCGGUGGCCGGCGCCGGCGCCGGCGCCGACGACGACGUCGUGGUGGGCGCGUACCGCGGCGUGUUCCGCGGGUUCAUGCGGUCGCGGACGCGCGCGUUCCUCGUCGGCCACCGCGCCCCGCUCGAGCCGCGCGUCCGCUGCCCCUACUGCGGCGCCCGCGUCUGGAGCAUGACCGCCGCGGGCCUCGCCCCGCGCAGCGCCUGCCGCCGCCUCGGCGCCGACGACGGCCGCCUCGAGUACUUCGUCUGCGUCAGCGGCCACCUCCACGGCAGCUGCUGGCUCGCCCGCCUCUCCUCCUCCAGCGACGACUCCGACUCCGACUCCAACCACAGCGACGACGAGACAUUCGCCGCCGCCGACGUGAGCCUGCAACUCCCGACGGCCGGCCACGUCUCAGCCCGCCGGUUCCGAGGCAGGCCGGCGGCCGGCCAUGUAAAUAAUUAGCCGUAGCUUUUUUCUAAUCUCAUUUUUUGCACUAGUGACACUGUUCACGCAGCUCAGCUGCGCUGUGGCUCGCGCCUUUUCUUUGCGCCUUUCGCUGCUUCACUUCACAUGC
This is a messenger RNA of Oryza brachyantha (malo sina), 1082 nucleotides long. RefSeq names its product EID1-like F-box protein 3. The transcript has a single exon. Lineage: Eukaryota; Viridiplantae; Streptophyta; Magnoliopsida; Poales; Poaceae. The record is from RefSeq and is a predicted model, not a curated record. The coding region runs from base 17 to 970 and encodes 317 amino acids. Gene Ontology annotation, molecular function: protein binding.